GGUUUAAAAAUGUUUUAACAUAUAGGUAAGUCGCAAGUGGCGUGGGAACAGCGGAUAUUGUAUUCAUGUUUAGAUUUUGCUCGAAAUUUCGGAAUUAUUUCAAGGUCUAAAUCGAAGAGACCUUUCACGAUAUGGCAAUUGUUUGGCGGCUCUUUGCUACGUUACGACCCGCCCUAGGCCCCUAGGGCGAAACGAAAUGAGGCAAAAGGUAUAGUUACGGUUGGCAAACUGUUCGUCGCUCUCUUGAAGGUCGUCCAGAACCGAUCAUUGGAUCGAUUAGUAGAGAAGGCUGUAGCUAUUUCAUUGGAACUUACCGCACGUAAGAAUCUGGGGGUCAAGAAAAUGACGGUGAAUCUGUUCAAUGGCGCGAAGUAUGCUGGGUCUUGUCGGUAAAGCACGUUCCAACCACGUGCUCGCCCUCUACGUAUUCGCAUUACUCAUGAUACAUCCACUAGCCAUAUCACUCGACCUUACGAAAAUGAAAAGGAGAAGAAUACCACAGAAGCACGACUUCCCCUCCGAGUCAUCACGGCCAGAUAUUUCCAGAAACACGAACCUGGUCGUGACUGCUCGCUCUCAACUUUACCAAGCUUUACGUGAAACAGCAGGCGACUUAACGAGGCCUCAAAACAUGCGUGACCAGUUUAUGCCCUACGAGGUCAAAGGCGAAACGAUUUUUGCCGGUCUUUUAAAAGUUCUAAGCGCACAGAAGCCGAGGACUCGCAGGAAUGCAGGGCUGGAUCAGAGCCAUUCUAUCUGCCUGCAAGCUAAGCGAGACAUGUCCGCAUUAAGGAUUAUAUUAUUACGUAACUCCAAUCCGUUGGAUAUGCUAGGAUCUUUAACAAUGUGUGAAAAUAUCCUGGAUAGAACAAAACAUGGCAGCAUCGCAAGAACCCAACCACAACUUACUGUUGAUUCCAUGGCAAUGUUCUUGGAAGCGGUUGAUCAACGGAUCAAAGAAUACACGAGGCGUAAUCGCCAUUUAUUUUCUUCACGAAGAAUUCGUCCUUUAGUUUUAAAACUUCGUUCGUUUAAGAGAAAUCUGUCUUCACUCCUCGAGCUGCAGAUUCCUCCGUAUACAAGAAACUCGGCUCAUUACGCAAACCUUCAUACCUCUGGUAAUAUCCAGAGUAUAUCCAUACACUUGGUUGGUUUAAUGUCAAACUUGAGGCCUGCAUUGAAUGAGAUUUGCAAUACGUAGAACACCACCAAACAAUGGCAACUGUCAAACAAGGAGGCUGCGAUUCUAGGAAAGAAAACUUAUUUAUUACCUGCACGUAUUCAUUACCACUGUGAGAAGCUCUGAUAACAAAUCCUACUUACGUGAAGCAUUGCGGUAUAAAUGGUGACGAUUCUUCAAAAGAAUUUCGCUUGGAUUGUUUUCGUUGUUGGACAGAAGUAUCGGUGUUGAUUGGGUGGCAUUGUCGUCUUUUGUUUCCUCGAAAACUCGGCCCUUUUCUCCAUAUUAAUUACAUGUGCAUUAUUGCUGCUUAACAAGAAUUAGUGAAAAACAUCACCAAUAAGUCAACAGU
Ciona intestinalis (vase tunicate) is the source of this 1532-nucleotide messenger RNA. The record is from RefSeq and is a predicted model, not a curated record. Lineage: Eukaryota; Metazoa; Chordata; Ascidiacea; Phlebobranchia; Cionidae.